AUGAAGCUUCUGACUCAUGUUUUAGAUAUUAAGACCUUUGUUGACACUAAUUUAGGAAUGUGUGAAGAAACUGAGGUGCGCGAUGUGGUCGCGACCGUGGUAGAGGAUCGGAGGGCGGCCGGAUGCGGCCCGCGCGCGCCCGUCCGCCCGCCGCCUCCGUCACGUAGCGCCGCCAGCGCACGCGCCGCUCUGCGACUAUGCGCAUGGCAAGCGCCCUGGCCACUCUGCUCGCGGUGA
Arctia plantaginis is the source of this 237-nucleotide messenger RNA. The record is from the annotation of a GenBank genome assembly. Lineage: Eukaryota; Metazoa; Arthropoda; Insecta; Lepidoptera; Erebidae.